Molecule: messenger RNA, 870 nt
Organism: Triticum turgidum subsp. durum (durum wheat)
Lineage: Eukaryota; Viridiplantae; Streptophyta; Magnoliopsida; Poales; Poaceae
Source: the annotation of a GenBank genome assembly
AUGUUUGAGCAGUUUGGACAUAUUCUCUAUGAGUGCAGCGCAUACCAAGUGGACAAUCUUGAGAAGGGAAAAUUGUAUCUUGCCAUUCAUAUCGAGGCUGCUAGGAGAGAAAAGUGGUGUGGGGUGUCAUAUAAAGUAACUAUUCUCGAAGGUGGUGAUGAAUUCGACUGCGAGUGCGAGCAAUUUGCACACAUGGGACUACUUUGCAGCCAUGUUUUGAAGAUACUGCAGAAACACAUUGUGAAGCGAUGGACCAGGGACGCACGGGACAUACUACCGGCUCACCUUACUCAAUAUCAGAGAGAUAAUGCACACAAAAAUCCAUCCAGCUUCAGGCAUUUCAAUAUGUACAUGCAUGCCAUGGAGUUGGUGCGGAUGGACGAUGCAAGUGUGGAAGCAUAUGAGAAAUUCAUGACUCUCAUUAAGAAUUGCAUGGUCCAAAUGGAACCAUUUGCAGAAAUUAGGGAUGGGCUGGGUUUGGAGGAUAGGGUUGGUCAACAUGGAGAUGUUGUUAACCAGCUGACAGCACAUACAACAGUUGUUGCAGCAAGUGGAGGUGCAGGCAUGGGGACUCUGAAUGAUGAUGCUACCUCCGCAAAUGAGAGUGGGAACAGACUCACUGGUUUGUUGGCGCCAAAGAAAAGGAAAGAAGUGGAGCGCUCGACAAAUAGCCGCGAGAAGGCACCGUACGAGGGGCCAGCAAACGGACAAGGUUCUGCAGCACAUGUCGGCAGCAGGGGUACAAGAGGACUACCUGCCCGGACCGGGGUGAUGCGCCGAAGCCUGUUCGCAAACCAGCGAGGUGCAAAAGUUGUGGAAUUGAAGGUCAUAGGCGAAACAACUGCCACAAAGUGGGUGAUCUGCGGGUGA